Messenger RNA from Uncinocarpus reesii 1704, 714 nucleotides. RefSeq lists its product as uncharacterized. The coding region runs from base 1 to 714 and encodes 237 amino acids. The transcript has 2 exons. Gene Ontology annotation, molecular function: oxidoreductase activity, acting on NAD(P)H, oxygen as acceptor. NCBI's taxonomy places the organism in Eukaryota, Fungi, Ascomycota, Eurotiomycetes, Onygenales, Onygenaceae. The record is from RefSeq and is a predicted model, not a curated record. Gene Ontology annotation, cellular component: intracellular anatomical structure.
AUGGCAGAGGCAAUAACUGAAGCCGGUGCAGAAGUUCAUUGCUUCGAUAUCCUGCCAGAGCCAGAAGAUGAUUUCAUCGCGACACAAGAGCUUGCUAACAAGGCACAUAUCGGCAAGCUGUUCUACCACCACGUGGACGUGAGAGACCCGAAGCUUCUUAACGACGUCGUGGAAAAGAUUGCGUCCCGUAACAACCGCCUCGACGGGCUGGUCGCAGCUGCUGGAGUUCAGCAAGUGACAGAAGCCAUAGACUACACAGCUGAUGAUGUGACCAAGAUGAUGGAUAUAAACUAUACCGGAGUCUUCAUGACCGCCCAAGCCGCCGCCCGACAAAUGAUGGCUCUCAACUCUCCUGGGUCGAUAGUCUUAGUGGCCAGUAUGAGUGGUAUGGUGGCCAAUAAGGGCCUCAAUUCCCCCGUGUACAAUUCUUCGAAAGCUGCCGUUAUCCAACUGGGCCGAAAUCUAGCUAUGGAGUGGGGCAAAAAGGGGAUUCGAGUGAACUCACUCUGCCCAGGCCAUGUUAUCACGCCUAUGGUCGAAAAGAAUUUUGAAGAAGUGCCUGAACUGAGGAAGAUAUGGGAAAGGGAGAGUAUGCUUGGACGGUUAUCCAGACCAGAAGAAUUCACCGGAGCCGCCAUCUUCAUGCUCAGCGAAGCAAGUUCAUAUAUGACUGGUAGCACUCUUGUGAUUGAUGGCGGGCACACAGCCUGGUGA